GGUACACACCGAAGCAUCUUUGUAUUCAAGCUUGAUUCGCGAACUCUCUACGUCAAUAUCUUUGCGACACCAGGUAAUAUUAAGUCGAUCAGAAUCGCCAGCACCUCCCCAAUUCUUCAUAGAAUCCGAUCAACGGUAAAAGCUAUUUUUUAAACACCAGUUAAGCUUCUUAUUGGUCCUACUAUAUCGCUGUUAAUAACAUUCAACCACGUUUAAGAUGUGUCAACAGUGGCUACUGAAGUACAAGGUUUGUGGACAUUUCGAUAGAGACGAAGAACUCGUCUAUUGCGAAAAAUUCAACUCUUCCUUUCCCGAGCGCUGUCUACGGAGUUUCGGGUCCGAUAUCAUCCGACCAUAUACCCCUGGAGAUGGUGAGUGUUAUAGGUGCACCGGGCGUAAAUUCUUAGAUGCUCAAUGGGAUCGAACCAUAAGCACAGAUAUGGACGACACACGAUUGGCCUUCAGUCUUGCGAGAGAACGUCUUUUCUCGUUCAACUUCGUCACGGUGAUGGAUCUACAAAAAGCACAGGACCUGUUAACUUAUACAUACCUAUCCCAGGGUGUCGUAAUGAAUGUACGAAAUAUGCUGAAGAUAUUUGGCUACGAGCAUCCAAGGCUUGAGACCGAGGUUGAUAUGGAUAACCAAAAUAGUUGGAGAGGAGAAACUCCGUUUACUCCAGCAAGCGAAUAUAUGUUCCAAUAUGCACCUCCUCCAACACCGAAUAGUGCGGUCCUAUUUGGAACGGUCGUAUCUACACCCGCCGAGGACCCGGGGGCAAAUUAGGAUAGUUAUGACGCGCCUCUGAGUUACAUGCCAACUCCUUGGUCUAUAAGAAUGCC
Molecule: messenger RNA, 840 nt
Organism: Daldinia decipiens
Lineage: Eukaryota; Fungi; Ascomycota; Sordariomycetes; Xylariales; Hypoxylaceae
Exons: 1
Coding region: 218-784 (188 amino acids)
Source: RefSeq, a predicted model, not a curated record